AUGUUGAACAUAUGGUCUAUGAAAAAAAAGCAAAAAGAGGCUGAGAAUGCCGAGGGCCAGGCCGCUGGGGGCAAGAGGAAGAAGGUGACGGCGGCACAGCUACGAGUGCAGAAAGAUCUAUCAGAACUAUCACUCGGAGCCACGAUGAGAACGGAUUUCCCGGACCCUGACAACAUUCUGAACUUUAUCCUAAGUAUCGAGCCGGACGAGGGCAUGUAUCGAGGGGCGAAGUUCACUUUCGACUUUGCCAUCAACCAGAACUUCCCUCACGAGCCCCCAAAAGUGCGAUGCUUGGAGAAGAUUUACCAUCCCAAUAUCGAUCUAGAAGGCAAGGUGUGCUUGAACAUUCUGCGGGAGGACUGGAAACCAGUACUGAACCUGAAUGCUGUCAUUGUGGGAUUGCAGUUUUUGUUCUUAGAACCCAACGCUUCGGAUCCGUUGAACAAGGAGGCUGCUGAUGACCUGCGAAGCAACCGAGAAGGCUUCAAAAGAAACGUACGAACGGCCAUGAGUGGAGGAACUAUUAAGGGUACUACAUAUGACCGGGUACUGAAAUAG
Molecule: messenger RNA, 558 nt
Organism: Trichoderma gamsii
Lineage: Eukaryota; Fungi; Ascomycota; Sordariomycetes; Hypocreales; Hypocreaceae
Product: NEDD8-conjugating enzyme UBC12
Exons: 4
Coding region: 1-558 (185 amino acids)
Source: RefSeq, a predicted model, not a curated record